AUCCAUAAAAAGCGCAGUUUCCAGAAAACCCAAACAUUUCCCGGUUUUCAUCUCUCUCUCUCUAAUCAAACAGUGUUUGUCUCUUUCAUCACUCAUUCAUCCUCACUCUCUUUCCCCCUUUACUUUCAAACCUAAAAUUCAAUUCAAUUCAAUUCAAAGCCCUAAUUUAAUUUCCCUUCACUUUUUCAAUCAAACCCCCAAAACUAUAAUCCCUAAGAUUUUGGAGGGAAAAAUGGCGUCAUCUAAGGUGAUGCCUUCUACCUCCAAUUCUACAAAUUCGGAUCUCAAUUCUCAUCAUCAUCAUCACCAUAAUCAUCACCAUUUUCAUCGAAAUCGUUCUUCUUCGCCUUCUCAAAUGAUCCCUGAUUUUUCCAAUUCCGAUCUUCAACAUCGGAUUAAUGAAGUUUAUGCUCCUGAUAAUCCGCCGGAAGCGGCGUUGCUUGAUGCUGAGAUUGCGUUGAUUGAUGCGGCGGGUGCGAUUUCGGCGAUUGGUUCUACUGCGGAGGAGGCGGCGGUGGUAGGGCGGCAGCAGGGGAGUGAGCGGAAGACGGUGGAGGAGGUUUGGAGAGAGAUUGUGUCAGGGAAAAACGAGAGGAAGGAGUGUAAGGUUGAGGCAGUGGAUGAGAUGAUGACUUUGGAAGAUUUCCUGGCGAAAGCCGGGGCCGGGAUGGAGGAAGAAGAGGUUGCGGCCGUGGCGGGGGUGGAGGAGGAGGAUGUUAAGGUUGGGGUGUCUGAGGAGAUGAAGAUGGGUAGUGGUGGGUUGUUUGAUUUUGAUCAUUCGUUGGUUCAGAGUUCUUAUUUGCCGCCGCAGCAGCCGGGGCCAAUACCGGUUUCGAUGUGUGGCGUGAUGGCGUAUGGGAAUGGUGGUGGUGGUGUUGGAGGAGGUGGGAUGGAGGUGAUGGGAGGAGUGAGAGGGAAGAGAAGAGGUGGCCCAAUAAUGGAACCUUUAGAUAAGGCUGCUCAACAGAGGCAAAGGAGGAUGAUCAAGAAUAGGGAGUCUGCUGCCAGGUCUAGGGAGCGUAAGCAGGCUUAUCAAGUUGAAUUGGAAUCAUUGGCUAUGAAGUUGGAGGAGGAGAAUGAACAGCUAUUGAGAGAAAAGGCCUCAUCUGAACUUGGUAAAUGGUAAUGCUGAUGGUGAGUUAACAUUUCUAAAUUUAUUUUAAGAAGUAUGUGAGUGAGAUUUUCAUUUUGUAAUUUAUUUAUUUAUUAUGAUAUAGUGAUAGAAUUAUCUGACCUUUUGAAAAAUUGUAGCUUGCCAGUAUGAGAUAUUGAGAUGGAGUAGCAAAUAGUAGCAUGUGAGGAAUCUGAGAUAAGUGGUCUGAAUUGGAAAUUAUGGUGAGAGAGUGCAUAACAAGUUGACCACCUUUGGUAAUUCUUAUAUGAUCAUGUGGGAUCUUGUAUAGCGAAUUGGUGUUUUGUUCACUUUUUGGAACUAUUACUUUUUUUUAAUUUGUUUCAAAAGCUCUACUGGGAGUUGUAUUACGAAGUAGAUUUUUGUCUGUUUGUUUUAUUUUUAUUUCCUUUUGAAAGCUCUACUAGAAGUUGCAUUGAAUAUAUUUCAUUACAGAUUAUUACUAUUACAAAUUAGAUUUUUGCCUGUCGAUUAUAUUUAUUUCUUUUUGAAAGCUCUACUUAGACGUUGGAUUGAAUACAUGUCAUUGCAGAAUAUGACGAAGUAGACUUUUUCCUGUCGAUAUAAAUUGACAAUUAGUUGGCUUUGAAUUCAUCCAUGAUUCUAUGAUGUCAAUCCAUAACAGUUUGAUAAUAGGCCUUCCCAACUAAACCUAAUCAGCAAUGUACUGGGAUAGUGGCAUUUGAGUUAUUCUAGCUUUUUGUUUUGUUAUGGUCUGAGCCUGUUAUGCCUGAAAGCAUUUUAAACAGCUUAGAAUGGGUAAAACCAUUUUUUUCCCCGGAGAAUAUGACUCCUAUUACAUGGUCAUGUAUCUUUGUAUUUUUGAUGCGCUUUACAAUCAUAUAGUAUACAAGUCUUUGCAUAUCUUUGUUAUCUGUUUGGCAUUAAGUACAGGAAUUGUUGAGAAAGGCAUUACCUUAUUAAGCACCCCUGCUUCCUUUUUCCCUCUUUCCCUUCAAAGAAUCUGGGUUGGCUUUUAUUGAUGUUUUUUGUCAAAUUAUCCUAGAACUUGACAUUGAUACACUCUCUGUUCUUAUUUGCUCUACCCACUUUCUUAUCUCAUCUUUUUAAGUUUUACGGAGUACCCACUUUUGUAAGAAAAUUUUGUUCUUUUUUGCCCUCCCUUGGUCCAUUCAUGGGAUGUAAUUAACCAUUUAAUGAUGUCUUGGUCUUUCACUCUUUUCUGAAAUAUUGUAAUACCCCACAAGGGUGGUACCUCUCUCUCAUUCUCCUUGGUCUUUGUAUCUAUAGUAAUUGGGUAAAACAAAAAAUAUUAGAGGUUGUUUGUUAGAAAUAGCCUUCAAUGUUCUGAGGUGCAUGCAUAUGAUGCUUUAGUGCAUUACCUUAUGAAGUAAUUUUUGCUUCCCUUUUCUCCUUUUGUGUUUUGUUACUAUUUAUAUCUUGUCUAGAGUAGCUACACAAGAACCUGACAUUUAUAUUUUGUGAACUGACAUUUAUCGUUUAGAGUUGCAUGAUUAUAGUAUCCUAUUAGGUGUGCUGUAAUUCAUGGAUCCCCAUAUGGUGAAUGUCAAGAUUGUCAACAUGAUCCAAAACAACAUCCUGGCAAUCGGCCCUGGUUGUGUUUUUUCGUAACUUAAUAUCUAAUACUGUACCUGUAUGCCCUAUGGUUUAUGGGAUUGUGUUUAGACAUUUCUGCCUUGUUACUCCCUCCGUCCCAAUUCACUUGCUAUGUUUUUCUAUUUGGGGUAUUCCUUUUUAAUUGUUCCAUUUCCAUGUAAAAUAAUUAUCUCUUAAAUCUUUCUCUUGACUUGAGUCUCCCACUCUCCUACCUAUUUUUUUCUCUUUACUUUUCAUUUGCAUAUAAUGUGCAAAUGGCCAUGGAGCUAGUAAAUUGGGAUGGAGGGAAUAAUUUCUUGUCUUGAAGUGGAAAGAAAGUGUAAAUUGCAUUAUGCUCUUCUAAGCUUGUUAUGUGAUUAUAUAUCUCGGGGGUUGGGGAAGGUGAGGACUGAGGGUUGCUUCACCCCCGUCUUCUGUAAUAAAUGACAGCAAUUGAUAACUAUUUUUGUCUCCAUAUCAUGCUCUUCUGCUUGCUACACUUUUCUGUGAAAUUUGAGAAAAAUUAUAUCUUUCAAUAUCACCCAAAAACUAAUCAACAUAAUAUACUCCCUCCGUCCAUUUUAGUUAGCAAGCCCGCCUCUUUUGGCUGACCAAAUUUUAUUGCGCACAUGCUUUUUCAGUUAAAAGUUCUCUUAUGAACUUUCUCUCCAACCCUGCACUUUCUCCUACGUAGGCUACAUUUUCUUUCUCCAAUCCCACACUUACUCUUGCUAUCCACUUUUCUUCAUUUUGUGCCAAAGGCAAGUAUAACGAAUAUUGUACAGGCAAAGAGAGUAUGUAUUAUUGGAAUGGACAUUGUAGUUAAGGAUUUUUUAUUUUAAUUAUUAUAUUUUUUAUUUUGAGUGUGGAUUAGAGACCUUUUAGAUCUUCACAAUUUCAAGAAAAGUAACAUGACCAUGAUAUAUACUAAGAUUGUAAUAGUGACUUUUGGGAUGUAUGAAAUACCAUUUUUUGCAUCUAAUGAUGGGUUUUUUU
Chenopodium quinoa (quinoa) is the source of this 3685-nucleotide messenger RNA. RefSeq names its product G-box-binding factor 4-like. Gene Ontology annotation, biological process: positive regulation of DNA-templated transcription. The transcript has 3 exons. The coding region runs from base 233 to 1126 and encodes 297 amino acids. Gene Ontology annotation, cellular component: nucleus. Lineage: Eukaryota; Viridiplantae; Streptophyta; Magnoliopsida; Caryophyllales; Amaranthaceae. Gene Ontology annotation, molecular function: DNA-binding transcription factor activity. The record is from RefSeq and is a predicted model, not a curated record.